UUUUUUCCCCAAGCAAAACCGUCGUCAGGCGCCACGGAGUCACAGAACCCGGUACCCGCGCCGCAGUCAUGACUACCUUUGAUGACAUCCUGGAGGAGGCUGGCAAGUUCGGCAGAAGCCAGAAGCGCAUAUUUUGUCUGCUGUGCCUGGUAUCCAUGCCCUUCGCUGGGGUCUAUGUGGGCAUCGUGUUCCAGGGCUUCACGCCAGAGCACUGGUGCCAUGACCCAGGCAUGAGCCAGAUUAGCGAGCGCUGCGGCUGGACUCCGCUGGAAGCUCGCCAGUUUAGCGUGCCCCGGGUCAACGUCUCCGCUGGCGCUGGUCACAGCCAGUGCGAGAUGUACGACAAGGAUUGGAACAAUACCGCCUUUAUCUGCGACGACACGGAAGACGGAUUCAGUAACAUCAGCGAUGGCUUCCCCAUCGCAAACUGCAAAUAUGGCUGGGAGUACGACUACGGAGGAAGGAAAUCCUUUGUAACUGAGUUUGACCUGGUUUGUGCUAAUGACUGGUUGGUAGACAUGUUCCAGGCUGCAGUCAAUGCUGGUUUCCUGUUUGGCAGCAUCGUCGUUGGAUAUUUGGCUGACAGAUUCGGGCGGAAAAUGAGCUUUCUGAUGUCCAAUAUUUUCAAUGGGGUCAUAGGGAUUCUUAUGGCAAUUUCCCCAAAUUACGUAUCACUGCUUGUCUUCCGAUUCUUGCAUGGAUUAGGCGUCAAGGGUGGCUGGGUUGCCGGCUAUGUUCUGAUCACUGAGCUGGUGGGUGUGGAGUACAGGAGAACAGUGGGUAUCAUAUACCAGAUGUUCUUCAGCAUCGGACUUCUGAUUCUGCCCCUGAUUGCCUACCUAAUCACCGACUGGCGCUGGCUGCAAGUGGCCUUUUCUGCACCAUACCUCAUCUUCUUGGCCUAUUACUGGUUUAUUCCUGAAUCACCAAGAUGGCUUCUUUCUCAAAAGAACUCAAGACAGGCUGUUAAAAUUACUAAGAAGAUAGCGAAAGAGAACAGGAGAAUCCUUUCCAACAAUAUAGAGACUCUGAAAGAUGAGAACGUAGAGGCGGCAACAGCAUCCUUCGUUGAUUUGAUCAGAACUCCAAAAAUGCGAAAGCAUACCUUCAUUCUUAUGUUCAACUGGUUCACCAGUGCCGUGGUCUACCAAGGACUUGUCAUGCGCUUGGGUAUUCAAGGUGGGAACGUUUAUGUGGAUUUCCUGAUCUCCGCAGUAGUUGAAUUCCCUGCUGCCCUCCUUAUUCUCUUCACAAUCGACCGCAUUGGGCGACGCCUUCCCUUCGUAACGGCUAACGUCACAUCUGGGCUAGCUUGCUUUAUUGUCGCUCUCACACCAGAAGGAAUGUUCUGGUUCAAAACAGCAGUGGCGUGUGUGGGUCGACUGGGCAUCACGAUGACCUUCGAAUUGGUGGCAUUUGUGAACACUGAGUUAUAUCCAACUUUCAUCCGGAACCUGGGCGUGUCUGUGUGCUCCGCACUGUCCGACGUCGGGGGAAUGGUGGCACCGUUCCUGCUCUACAGGCUUUCUGGCAUCUGGCUUGAGUUGCCACUUGUUAUUUUUGGUGUGGUUUCAUUCAUUGCUGGGAUUCUGGUUCUGAUGUUACCUGAAACCAGAGGACUCCCUCUACCGCAAACGAUUGAUGACAUUGAGUUCCCUGACAGGCAGAAAAAAAGCGUCCUGACUGAGCCGCAGGCGAUGAACCUCUUAGACCCAGAAGGUGCAGCCAGCAAAGGGCCUUUCGUGGUUUGAUUGAUCAGCACCAUAAAGAACACCACGGUGUGGUCCCAGCUGCACCUCCGAAAACGGAAUGGCCCUGUCCCACGUGGCAAGAACUGCUCAGGAAAUCAUAGCAACUGAACUUCUGAAUUUGGACACGGUGAAGGUUAGCUGCCUGCGCAAGAAGGUUCCCAACAUCAGCAAGGACCUGACCCACCCAGGACACCGUCUGUUUGUCCCCUUGCCAUCAGGGAAGAGAGAUUGAGCGAACAGCCUUUUCCCCAGAGCAGAAGCUUCCAUCUCCACACCCUCCAUUGUGACUGAGGACUGUAAAGUCCAUUCCUGUUACCUUCUCCCAUUCAUACCUCACAGCUGCUAAUGCACUCCGACAUUUUUAUGCAUUCAUAUCACAUACAGUAAUAUAUGAACAGUGUUUGUAGUAACACACUUGUGGUGGUAAUGAGUAAUGUAACUACCUAUUAAAGUUAAAUAAAGCAACUUAAAGUAGUGAAAUAUAAAUGGGCUCGUUACUUGUUACUUGUGUCUUGCAUGAAAAUAUUAAUGGACAAAUGCAGCCUGUUCCCAUAAUAUUCUGUUUAUGAUCUAACAUCAUCCAACAUUACAGUGGCGCAAUGAAUGGGUGAUAUUACAGGUACAGUGGUAGAUAAAAUGUGACAGUUGUAUUGUCUGGCGUUGUCACAGCAGCAACUCUGCAAUAAUAAAACUACCCUGACAGCA
Messenger RNA from Paramormyrops kingsleyae, 2456 nucleotides. RefSeq names its product solute carrier family 22 member 2 (gene slc22a2). Gene Ontology annotation, biological process: transmembrane transport. Gene Ontology annotation, molecular function: transmembrane transporter activity. The record is from RefSeq and is a predicted model, not a curated record. Gene Ontology annotation, cellular component: membrane. NCBI's taxonomy places the organism in Eukaryota, Metazoa, Chordata, Actinopteri, Osteoglossiformes, Mormyridae.